This is a messenger RNA of Penaeus monodon (black tiger shrimp), 1200 nucleotides long. RefSeq names its product alpha-1-macroglobulin-like. The transcript is spliced from 4 exons. The coding region runs from base 70 to 912 and encodes 280 amino acids. The record is from RefSeq and is a predicted model, not a curated record. Gene Ontology annotation, cellular component: extracellular region. Lineage: Eukaryota; Metazoa; Arthropoda; Malacostraca; Decapoda; Penaeidae.
CCUGGAUGAUUGGUUGCAGACAGUAGCAACUCCCUCGCUGUGGAGACGGCGGGCUACGCAAUCCUGGCCAUGAUGGCCAAUCCCGAGAGGUACCUACUGGACGCGAGGAAGAUUGUCAAGUGGAUCACCACCAAGAGGAACGGAUACGGAGGCUUCUACUCCACGCAGGACACAAUAGUGGCCCUGCAAGCCCUGGCCAUUUACGAGACCAACACGUAUGAGGGGAAGAUUGAUCUUUUGGCCACAGUGACAUCCUUCAGCUUCCGCGAAUCGGAGAAGAUCCAACAAACGCAGCAGUUCCAACAGUCACAACAGUUGCAGUUCAAGCGGUCCGUACCCACUGUCGGUAAUCUUGUCCACGAAUUCACCAUUAAUGAGGAUAACAAACUUCUGCAGCAACAAGUGAAUCUUCCGGAGUUCCCCACCUACGUGAAGAUCACCAUGGAGGGGCAGGGAUGCGCCGUGAUGCAGGCUGUCCUUCGCUACAACAUUCCCAACGCCGAGCCAAGCGACGCUUUCAGCCUCAAGGUCGACGCUGACAACGCCCCCGGGAGAGAAUGCAACCGUAAGCGAAUCCGCGCCUGCUCCGCCUACCUCCUGCCGGACGGCGAGUCCAAUAUGGCUGUCAUCGAAGUGAACCUCAUAUCCGGCUUCAUCCCUGUGAAGGACGACCUGAAGGCCGUCUUGUGGCGAAACCCCACGGUCGUGAAGCGCUACGAGGUGGACGGCAGCAAAGUGUCCUUCUACAUCGAGGAGUUCACGGCGGAGGAGGUGUGCGUCACCUUCAACAUUUUGCGCGAGGUGAAGGUCGAGAACACCAAGCCAGGAACCGUGGUCGUCUACGACUACUACGAGCCCGAGUUCGCCGUCAGUACGACAUACGCCUUCCCGUACCUCGAAGGGUGCGAUUGAUGAGACACGAGUGCUUCUUCGCCAUUCGACACGCAAACAGACACACACACACACACACACACACACACACACACACACACACACACACACACACACACACACACACACACACACACACACACACACACACACACACGGACGCACAAACACGCGCACGCAUAUAAACGCGCACGCACACUCACGAACACACAUACACACAAAUACAAAUACAGACACACAAGCAUAACUGCCAGUUUGAUAAACAAAUCAGAAUAUCACUGCUUUAGCAAAUAAAGUUAUUCAAGCACA